AUGAUUGGCUCCGUCCCCUCCCCUGCUGCUGCAGCUCGGCCUUCAUACGCGCACCAGGCGCAUGAAUCAUCUGCAAGCAACAGCACCAACAUGUCAGUCUGCAUCGUGGCAAAGCGCACGGGUGGCAUGCCCGCACGACCCUGGCCCCUCCCCCCCCCCGGGCUGCUGGCGCUGACAUCGCGAUGGCGAGCGGGUUCCCGGUCGAAACGCCGAGCCCCGUCCACCCUCCAGAUUUACCAACCCCCACGGGUUUCAUCCAGGGGGGGGUUUAGGCGGCCUGGCUGCGCCUGGGCUUGGCAACCCCACGCGGGGCAGUUGUCGGGCUCUCUGACUCGGCAUCGGCUGGAGCUGGGCGUUGUUCUCGACCUUUGGGCAAAGGGUCCGCCUGCGGGCGGCAGUCUGCGCGGCAGUCUGCGUCAGAACGAAUUGGCAGGAAAGAUCAAGGACGCCAGUGCCGAUAUCGUCCAAUUGCGGGCCGCGGAGACAGCAUCACCUGGCCCCGUGGUUUACGAAGCAUCCCUUGCGCGGGCAGUUUCGCAACAUCUUGCUGCCCGUCUCGACGGCAGUUUCCUGCAUGCGGACACAGCUGGACCAGGCAAGCAUCAGACACGCGAGAAAGAGCAGCAGCAAGAAGGAAAAGGGGGGCACUACUCCGUACUGAGCAACGAUACGAUACGCUCGGUCGAAGAAACAGUGGCAGCAAACUUUGAAACGUCCGCCAAGCCAAUGCAACCUCCAGCGGAAACGUAUCAGGGAAGCUGCGGAAACUACCUUGCCGAAUCCUCUCUGCUCCAGCUGUCCCUGGCCUUUUCAGGAGAUGGAAACGGAACAUGCAUGCUCCAAAUCUCCCGUUAA
Ustilaginoidea virens is the source of this 855-nucleotide messenger RNA. RefSeq lists its product as uncharacterized. Bases 1 to 855 code for a protein of 284 amino acids. Lineage: Eukaryota; Fungi; Ascomycota; Sordariomycetes; Hypocreales; Clavicipitaceae. The transcript has a single exon. The record is from RefSeq and is a predicted model, not a curated record.